AUGUCUGAAGAAAACACUGCAGGAUGUGAUAGUGAACAGCAGGAGACUGCAGAGGAAUCCAAGCGUCUCUCUGCAGACAUGUACUACCAGUAUGAGGAGCUUCACUCCAGACCAUACAUCACACCUGACUCUGAAAUCCCAGAGAACCUCCUGCACCUCUCUCACACCUUUGGCUAUGACAGCGGGCGCAGGGCGAACCUGCAGCUGCUGGAUGACAGAACUCUGAUCUUUAUAGCAGGCAACCUGCUCAUCCUGCUGGAUGUUUCCACCAAGGAGCAGAGGUACCUCCGCUCCUGCAGUGGAGGAGGAAUCGGGUCCAUCACGGCACACCCCAGCAGGCAGUACUUUGUUGUGGCAGAAAAGGGAAACCAGCCUGACAUCAUACUCUAUGAAUAUCCAUCGUUACGACCGUACCGCAUUCUCAGAGGCGGUACAGAGCAGGCGUACAGUUUUGUGGAUUUUAACCGUGACGGGAGUCUGCUUGCCAGCGUGGGCGGCGCACCCGACUACAUGCUGACGCUGUGGGACUGGAGGCAGGAGGUGGUGAUGCUGAGCUGCAAGGCUGUUUCUCAGGAGGUGUACCGAGUCAACUUCUCCCCGUUCAACCCGGGACUGCUCACAUCAUCAGGAUCUGGACAUAUCAAGUUCUGGAAAAUGGCCAGCACCUUCACAGGUCUCAAACUGCAAGGGCUUAUGGGACAUUUUGGGAAAACUCCAGGGACUGAUAUUGAGGGCUACGUGGAACUACCUGAUGGAAAGGUGGUGUCCAGUACACACUGGGGCAACUUGCUGCUGUGGGACGGAAACGCCAUCAAGGUGGAGAUCUGCCGUAAGGAAGGGCGGAACUGCCAUGCGGGGAGCGUCCAGCCGUUUGCGCUGGAGGACGGACAGCUGAUGACAUUCGGCAGUGAUGGAGUGAUUAGGGGCUGGGACUUCGAGAGCAUCGACACCGCCGACAGUAGCAACGAUAGCAACAGGUUUGAGUUGGAACCCAUGAAUGAGAUGGUGAUCGGACACAACGUCCACCUCUCCUCUGUGGUGAAGAGCUCCACGCCUGACUCCUUCCUCUGUUUUGCUCAGGAUUCCAGUGGAGCCAUUUGGAAACUGGACCUUUCAUUCACCUACACAACUCCUGAUCCAGAGUGCGUGUUUUCCUUCCACGCCGGAGCCAUCCAGGGCAUGGAUGUGUCGAGGAAAAGCCACCUGAUGGCCACGACCACUCUGGAUCGUUCAGUCAAAGUCUUUGACUUUCUGGCAAAAAGAGAGCUGACCACCAGCCGCUUCAAUCAGGGCGGAACCGCACUCUGCUGGGCUCCACCUUUGGUGAACCAAAGGGGAGGAUUACUGGUGACGGGCUUUGAGGAUGGGGUGGUCCGCUUACUGGAGCUGUAUGAUCCUCAGAGACUACACGUUGUCACUGGACGCACCCCCAAAGGAGAUGCUAAGCUGCGCCUCAAACAGGCCUUCAAACCCCAUAAUGCCCCUGUGACUGUUGUUGCAUAUGAGCGAAAUGGAGACAUCUUAGCCACAGGGAGUUCCGACUGCACUGUGUUCUUUUUCACCGUUGGGGAAAAAUACAACCCCAUCGGUUUUGUCCGUGUUCCCGGGCCAGUGCAGGCGCUGGAAUGGUCGCCUCAUUCCCACAAUGAAAACAGGCUGCUCAUCCUGUGUCAGACUGCUCACGUGGUCGAGGUCGAAAGUCCUGAUCCCGAGGCCCAGAAGCCGGACAAAACCUUCCAGCUGCCCGAGCUGCCCAGCAGAUCCUUCCGGUUUAGGAGCAUCAAGUCUAGAAUCAAGAGAGACGAGGAAAUCGCAAGACGUCAAGCCGUAAAGGAGAAGAAGGCGAAAGAGAGGGAAGAACGGUUAAAACAGUCGAAGCAGCCGGAGCUAGAACUAGAAGAAGAAGAGGAGGAGGAAGAGGAAGAGUUGCCCGCUAUUUACAUCCCUGACCCUCCAAGUCCUCUCUACUGUGGCUUCUACUCACAGUCCGGACAGUUCUGGCUAUCCUUGGGAGGCUAUGACUCAGGUUUCUUGUAUCACUGUAAGUUCUCUGAGAAGCAGGAUGAGGAUCCAGACCAGCGGCAGGAUGAACCCUUUGCCUUCCUGCCUCUCCAAAACACAGACAAAAACCCCAUCCGCUCCAUCACCUUCAGCUCCAACAGGCAGCUGCUGCUCUGUGGCAUGCACUCAGGGUCCAUCAGGAUUUACCCUCUGGAGUCCGGCGACCACAACCUCACCUCCAUGCAGGCCUACUGGGAACUGAGCGUCCACGACAACCACUACGGACAGCUGCGGCACAUCCGCUGUAGCCAUGACGACCUCUUUGUGCUUACGGUGGGAGACGAUGGGAACAUCUUCUCCUUCAGCCUGCUGCCUCCAGAGGAACUACAGAAAAGUCUGCAGAGAAAGAGGGCCAAGGUUCCUUCACCCAGGGUGGGUCUUGAGAAUGAGGCGUUGGCUCAGGACAUUGAGGACCCAGCAGCUUACAGCAUAGAGACGGCUAAGCAGAAGUUGGAGAAGGACCGUCUGCGUCGUGAGGUCGAGCUGAAGAUUCAAGCAAAGAGAAAAAAGCUGACUGAGCUCCAGAAGACGUUUAAACAGCUGCUCAACGACAACCAGAGUCUGGAGGAGCACGUUCGCCUCACACCUACGGAGCUGCAGUUGGACCAACGUUUUAAUGAACAGGCAGAGAGGUUAAAGGCCCAGCGGGUGAGAGAGGUCAAAAAACAACUGGCCUGGGAGGUGGAGCACUGCUGCAUAGCACUCAAAAAACUACAAGACUGGUUCAGGGAUGCUUUAGAGUCCAGAGUAGUCACUGUGGUCGCCAUCGGCACCAACCACAGAAUCUCCACCUACCGCCUGCCAGCACUUGCUGGGCCUUCAGCCUGGCUUAGACAGCAGAGCAAACCUGGCUGGACCGACGGAGACGAAGCAGCUGCACAAGAACACAGAAGGUCCAGAGCUGAGCAUUCAAAAGACAGCGACGAAUUAGAAGAGGAGGCAGUGCUGCGUCCCCCUCCGGCUCGUCCAGCGAAGAUCAAGCUGGGAGAUCGGCAGGUGGAGAGGCUCCGAAAGGCUGCAGAGAAAGCCGAACAAGCUCGAGCCAAGAUAGAGAAGAGGAAGCAGGAAUGGGAACAACUAUACACAGAGAAGCCAAAGGAGGACUGCGAGGAUCCGCAGGACGUGCUGGCCAUCUGUGAAGCCAGAGAGACCAUUGGAGACUUAAAACUGAAGUCAGCUAAAGACUUCACAGUGCCGAAACGCUUGAGGAUGAACACAGAAAAGAAGAUAGCUGAGAUGAUAGCCAUGGAGGAGAAGAUCCGUGAGAAACAGACUGCGAUGAACGGACGGAUCAUGACGUUGUGGGAUUCCAAGGUUCGCCUGGUGUCUCGGUUGCAAGCUCAGGCUCGGCAGCUGCAGAAGAUCCGGCAGCAUCUUGAGGCGCAUCUUCACUCACCUCUACCCGCUCUGCCCGCUAUCCUACCAGAGGAAACCCCGGAGAAGAGGCUGCGCUACAGCCGCAAAACCCUGGAGAGAUACCAGGUUCUGAGGAAACAGAGGUCUCGGUCAGUGGAGCAGGAGGAGCAGGAGGGAGUUGGGGGUUUGUUGGAGCAGCUGGAGAAAGAGAUGGAAGGAGAGAAGGAGGAAGAAGAGGAUGAGAGAGGGGAGGAGGGGACACCCCGCCUAUCACCUUCAUUUGUAACCAUAGAGGCAGAGGAGACAGCUGUGGAGGGAGGAGCAGAGCUGAGCGAGCUGGAGGAGGAGCUUCUGAUGGAGAAGGAGAUCAAACUGUUGCACAUGCAGGACUCUAUAAUGGAGGAGAUGGAGAGCUCCGAGUGUGAGUUUGAUGCCAAGCUCCUGCUGCGUCACGACAAGCUGCAUCUGGACUGGCAGCUGAAGCUGGCCGACCUCCGUCAGCUGAUGCUCUACCAGGAGCUGCUGCUCCUCAAGGAGGUGGACAGGAGAGAGGGGAUCUUGCAGGAGAAUCUCAACGCUCGCAUGAAGGAGGAGAAGGGCAUCACGUCUAAGCUGGAGGAGUGCAAUGAACAGCUGGAACAUAAGCGCAGAGACAUAGCCAAGGUGCAGGAGAGAGAGAAGGCUCUGGCUGCAGCCUUCCAGAACUCCCUGGGCGAAGAGAACAAGUUUGAAGAGUUUCUAACCAAAGUCUUCAGGAAGAGGAUCAAACGUGUGAAGAAGAAGGAACCGACAGGAGAUGAAGUAGAGGAGGAGGACAGCGAUGAAGACUCAGACUCAGAUGAUGACUGGGAUGAUGAUGAUGAUGAUGAUUAUGACAGCGAGACAGAGGAGGGAGGAGUUCCUUUGGAUGACAGCGUUUGCCCUCUAGGCUGUGACCCUGAGUUGUUCGAGAACACGCUGCAGCUGCGUGAGCGUCGGCUGGACCUGGAGGAACUGCUGGCGGAGGAGAAGAAGAGUGCUGAAGCUCUGGAGAAGGAGCGUGAUACCCUCAUUAUAAAGGGGAAAUCAGUGAAAAGCGGUCGAAAGGCAGCAGAGGCAGACUUGGAGUUAGUCAACAGGGAGAAACAGCAGAAACUUAAUGAACUGGAUGUGGUGAUUCCUUUCAGACUACACCAGAUUGAGUUUGUCGUUGACGGUUCGGUGCCAUCCGACCUGACCCCGACUUUAGUGCUGACCCGGGAGGAGCUGAGCCGGCUGGAGGAGCGUGCAUCGCAGCUGAUGGCGGAGAAGGGUGAGCAGAAAGAGCUGUACCAUCAGGCCCGUCAGCAGCACGUCAGGCUCAUCCACGACCGAAAGGACAUGGAUGUUGAGAUGCAGGUGCUGGAGAAGCAUUGCCAUGACCAGAUGAUGAUGAAGUUUGGGAGGAUGGUGGAUCUGGAGGCUCUGCAGACGCUGUCAGGGAACAGGACGCUGGAGGAGCUCAAGCAGGAAAAACUCCUCCAGGAAGACGCAUGCGCCAAGGAAAUCAAACAGUGGGAUGCGAAGGUAGAAGAAGGACAUCAGGCUCUGAUGGAGGUGACCAAGUGUAACACAGAGUGUCUCUUCAGCUUGACAUCGCUCUUCGAGGAGAAGAAGGAACUGGAGCAUAAACUCAACGCCAGGCAGAAGAAUAUUGGCAGACAGUUGCAGGAUUUCAGCAGGUGUGUGGACCAGGAGGAGAUGUGGAGGCUUCAGGAGUUGGUAAAAGCACAGUCCCAGCAGAUCGAGGCUCUCAGCAGAGAGAUUGGCCUCUUGUCCCGUAAAGGAGGCCAUGUCCUGCCAACCGGUCAGGCUCCACUCCCCCCGCUGGCCCCUCUGUCCACCCCACAGUCCACACCCACAGUGUCAAAACCAGUUACAGCACAGAAAUCACCCAGCAGGCAGGAAGCUAAUUAA
Molecule: messenger RNA, 5352 nt
Organism: Scomber scombrus (Atlantic mackerel)
Lineage: Eukaryota; Metazoa; Chordata; Actinopteri; Scombriformes; Scombridae
Product: cilia- and flagella-associated protein 44
Exons: 34
Coding region: 1-5352 (1783 amino acids)
Molecular function (GO): protein binding
Source: RefSeq, a predicted model, not a curated record